CCCGCCACCUACCGAGUGGUUGUAGAAAUACGUAUGUGCAACAUUCCCACAUCUAGACAUUAUUUAGCUCGUGCUUCACGAAACACAGUGUAUUGAACAAUUGUGUUCAUCAGUGUUAUAAUUAUAAUUUCAAUUUAUAAUGCCGUUGGAAAAUUUAGAAGAAGAGGGUUUAGAGAAGAAUCCCAACUUGGAGUUGGCACAAACUAAAUUCUUCUUGAGUCUACCAGAACAUAAGGAUGAUCCAUUUUUAAAGAACAAACUGCUAGAUGCCAUUAAAGCAGAAAAUAUGGCCCCAUUCUAUGAAGAAGUUUGUAAAGACUUGAGUUGGUCUGUCGAUGAAGCUCUUUUAGCUGCUAUGAAAGCAAAGAAUAUGGAACAAUUGAAAAAAUUAGAUGAUGCAAUUGAGGAUGCCGAGAAGAACUUGGGUGAAAUGGAAGUCAGAGAUGCCAAUCUUAAAAAGUCAGAACAUUUAUGUAGAAUAGGUGAUAAGGAAGGUGCAAUUUCUGCAUUCAAAAAAACUUAUGAUAAAACUGUAUCAUUAGGACAUAGAUUAGAUAUUGUGUUUCAUAAUAUUAGGAUUGGAUUAUUUUAUCUAGAUCAUGAUCAUGUUACUAAAAAUAUAGAAAAAGCUAAAAGUUUGAUAGAGGAGGGUGGUGAUUGGGACAGACGAAAUCGUUUGAAAGUAUAUCAAGGAACAUACUGUAUAGCAGUACGUGAUUUUAAAGAAGCUGCAAAUUUCUUUCUAGAUACAAUCAGCACAUUUACCAGCUAUGAACUUAUGGAUUAUAAUACAUUUGUGAGAUACACUGUAUAUUUAAGCAUGAUAAGUUUACCUAGAAAUGAACUCAGAGAUAAGAUUAUCAAAGGUUCAGAAAUUUUGGAAGUACUUCACAGUAAUCCAGAUGUCAAAGAUUACUUAUUUUCUCUAUACAAUUGCCACUAUGCUGAUUUCUUUAAAAAUUUAGAGAUGCGCAUUCUCGCGUACACGCAACUUUUAGAAUCUUAUAGAUCUCUGACACUUCAAUACAUGGCCGAAGCAUUUGGUGUUACUGUAGAAUACAUCGAUCAAGAACUGUCACGUUUUAUUGCUGCAGGAAGAUUGCAUUGUAAAGUUGAUCGUGUUGGUGGAGUAGUUGAAACUAAUAGACCAGAUAGUAAAAAUUGGCAAUAUCAAGCUAUGGUCAAACAAGGAGACUUACUACUUAAUAGGGUUCAAAAGUUAUCGCGUGUUAUUAAUAUUUAAUUAUACAAAGAAUAAAUGGAAAUAUUAAAUUUUAAGAUCUACUUAUUGUCUGAUGUGUUCUUAAAAAGUUUAAAAUUCUUUUUAUUACCCUUGAUCGUAAUUUUGUAUCAGAAACUUAAUAUAAUUAACAACUUUUACGAUAGAAAUAUACAUGUGGUCCUUGACA
This is a messenger RNA of Heterotrigona itama, 1409 nucleotides long. NCBI's taxonomy places the organism in Eukaryota, Metazoa, Arthropoda, Insecta, Hymenoptera, Apidae. The record is from the annotation of a GenBank genome assembly.